Messenger RNA from Camponotus floridanus (Florida carpenter ant), 2731 nucleotides. Its product is annotated as peroxidase-like. NCBI's taxonomy places the organism in Eukaryota, Metazoa, Arthropoda, Insecta, Hymenoptera, Formicidae. Gene Ontology annotation, biological process: response to oxidative stress. Gene Ontology annotation, molecular function: heme binding; peroxidase activity. The record is from RefSeq and is a predicted model, not a curated record. The transcript is spliced from 14 exons. The coding region runs from base 322 to 2448 and encodes 708 amino acids.
CACGCAUUUAUAUUUGUGAUUGGUACAUAUCAAAUCGAGCCUUUGGGAGCGUGGGGUUGUCGGGUAGUGUCUCUGUACUUUCUCCCGUCAUUUAUAAAGUUUGGCUCGUAUUUGCCGCUCAUUCAGUUGUUCCCUUCAAUACGUGCCGAAAGCCGAAACAUUAUCCAGCAAGUAUCGCAAACAAUCAGAAGUUACUUGUUUGAAGAGUUUCUAAAGAAGCGAAUUAUAUUUGCUAACUGCUAACACCGAAUUGAACAAAACGUAAGGACAUCCGAUAUCCUUUGCAUUAAUCGGGGGUUGAAAUCAGCAUAAUUUUGGGAUAUGCAGCGCCAAAAUGACUUCUGGUUUGCGAGCUUUUUUAUCGCAAUUCUUAUACAGGCUUGCUUGCUGGUAGUCGUAAGCACCAAGGAUGCAGCAACGACGAAGAAAAACAUUCCAUUGCAAGCAGAAAAGAAGGAAGACAAGCUCUCGGAUUUAGAAGGUUCAGAAACUUCAUAUUUCGGCCCGUUUCACAAAAAUAUCUUCAGCAAUUAUCAUCCUACUGUUUACUAUUCGACAAACCCAUUGUCAUAUUUUCCGCCUUCGUCAAAUUUCCCGACAUCCACCCAAAACGCGACCGAUAGCAUUCAUCAACAAAUCAAAUGCGGCGAUACUUUUCCCCAAGGCUGUCAGCACUCGCGAUAUCGAAGCUACGACGGUUCCUGCAAUAAUCUUAGAAAUCCCACGUGGGGUCUGGCCAACACAAGAUACGGAAGACUCGUACGUCCACGUUACGCCGAUGGAAUUCGAGCGCCAACGAGCUCCAUCACCGGUGAGGAGCUGCCACUGGCUCGAACCGUCAGUUUCACGUUGUUCCCUAACGUCAAAGUCGAAGACAGGAUAUGGACCCUGGUGGCGAUGCAAUACGGGCAGAUUAUAACGCAUGACAUGGGCCUGAUCGACGGCACGACUCAAUCAAAACCACAUGGUACGCGAUGUUGCACCAACGGUCAGCUGACACCGGGCUGGAUGAUGAAGUCCAAGUGCUACCCGAUAAUCAUACCUGAUGAUGACCCAGUGUACAGCAAGACGCCCAUGCAGUGCAUGAACUUUGUCCGUAGUACGACCGACCUUGAUCGUGGCUGUUCGUCUUCGUAUAAGCCGGCAGAACAGCUGAACACCGUCAGUCAGUAUUUGGACCUUUCGCUUGUCUACGGGUCCAAUGAUGAGGUCGCGGCUAGUUUGCGAGCUGGUUUCGGUGGACGAUUAAAUGUGGAGUUGAAAAAUAACAGGGAAUUUCCACCAUCGGCAUCUAAUAAAUCCGCCACUUGCGACACGAUAUAUGAAUUCGAGACAUGCUACGUUGCCGGUGAUUCGCGAGUGAAUCAGAAUCCUCAACUGACGAUUCUACAAAUUAUAUUGCUCAGGGAACACAAUCGCGUUGCCGAUUAUCUGGCGCAGUUGAAUCCUUCCUGGUCCGAUGAAACGAUAUUUCAAGAAACACGUCGAAUCGUAAUUGCUGAACAUCAAAAUAUUGUAUAUUACGAAUGGCUGCCGAUUUUCUUAGGUAAUGCACAAGUCUAUCAGAACAAAAUCGUGUAUGAUACUAAGGAUUACGUAAAUGAUUACGACGAAACGGUCAUUACUAACACUUUAAACGAACAUGCAAAUGCAGCUUUUAGAUAUUUCCAUACGAAUAUUGUUGGCCAUCUUAACUUAGUGCCGGAAAGUCGACAAUAUUCCUCUUUCACUAGUCUGAGAUUGAGUGAUCACUUCAACAGACCUGCUAUCAUAGAAAGGGGCAACAAUUUGGACGAUUUAACUAGAGGUUUGGCUUAUCAACCGCAAAGUAAUACGGAUGAGUUUUUCGACAAAGAGAUCACACAAUUCUUCUUCCGAAGAGGAAGACCCCUCGGGUCUGAUUUGCGAGCGAUAGACAUACAAAGGGAUCGCGAUCACGGACUCGCUUCCUACAACGAUUAUCGCGAAUACUGCGGAUUAUCACGAGCGAAAAUUUUUGAGGAUUUUAACGAUCUUAUAUCUGCUUCGAACAUACAAAAACUUUCCUUAUUGUACGCUAGUCCGGAUGACGUCGAAUUGACUGUCGGCGGGGCUUUGGAAAGACACGUGAGCGGAACGCUGGCGGGUCCAACGUUUCUGUGCAUCAUGUUGAGACAGUUUCAACAAACCCGAAUUGGUGAUCGCUACUGGUUCGAGACCGGAGAUCCAAAGAUAGCAUUUACGUUAGAACAAUUGAACGAGUUGCGUAAGUCAAGUAUAUCUCGACUAUUCUGCGAUAAUGGAGACAAUAUCCAGAAUAUGCAAAGAUUCGGAUUCGCCCAAGUCUCCAAGGAGAAUCCACUUCGGAGAUGCAGUGACCUCCCACAAGUAGAUCUCUCUUAUUGGAAGGAUUAUAGUUCAGAGACUCACGCAUAUCAAAGCAUUGCACCGUCAUAUAAAAAGAAAUGAGUAAAUUUGAGGUAAAAAGCUGAACUUCUGGUUCCAACAAAUUACAUUACAAAGAUACCAAAUGAUUUAUGUUUGCUCUCGCUCAAAUAGAAAUAGAAAUAGAAAUCAAAUUUGAUUCGAAAUGCAAUGUUUAAAAUGUUUAAAACUAAUCUUUAAAAUUGAAAAUCUCCUGAAAUGAUUAGUCUUGAAAUAUAAAAAUUGCUUUCUCAAAAUUUAUUGAAAUUCGGAGAGUAUUCUUGAGAAGCAUAUAAGUCCAUCAUACAAAAUAUUUUUCUCUUAAUUC